Molecule: messenger RNA, 663 nt
Organism: Fusarium venenatum
Lineage: Eukaryota; Fungi; Ascomycota; Sordariomycetes; Hypocreales; Nectriaceae
Source: RefSeq, a predicted model, not a curated record
AUGUGCGAACGACGAACAAAGAAAUACGCCUGCAGCCGCUGCUCCAACUUCAUGUUCAUCAGCACCCCCAGAGAAAUCGAUUGCCAGUGGAAGGGCAGAGGAAAAUGCUGCGGCCGGCUCGAACAGAUCGAUGUUAUCAAAUGCGAGCCUGCCCUCUGCACUCGCUGCUCCUCAUUCCCAGCCAACCCACUUCCGUUCGUCGAUAAACCCGAUGUUCCUCCCCUUGCGGAACACGAUGUGCGACGCUCCUAUUCGCUCAUGAACAAGAAGGAGCAAGACCACUACAUUCGUGAUUCGAGUCUUCAAAAGACCAGAAAGACAUACUUGACUGGUGCCACCAAUCCAGCGCAGGAGGAGCGUAACGCUGAACUCAAUUGGAUACUGUCUCGCUGGCUAACACGUCGUCCCGAAUUGAUGAAGAUUAAAGAACCUACGGACGAGGCCAAGGAGGACGCCAAGAACGAACUUGAAGAUGAUGCCAAGCAAGAAACCAAAGAGGAUCCCGAGGAUAAUACCAACAACGAGUCAAAGCAAGAGUCCAAGGAAGAGUCCGAAGAGGAAGACAAAAAAGGAUCCGGAGAAGAUUUCAGGAAAGAGCCCGAGGAUACGAAGUCCAACAAAAGGUCCAAGAAGGGGCCCAAGGCUAAGCGUAAGGGAAACUGA